GACCGCGGCGCGGGGUCCCGGCGGGACUAUGGGAAACGGGAUGUGCUCCCGAAAGCAGAAGCGGAUCUUCCAGACGCUGCUGCUGCUGACCGUGGUGUUCGGCUUCCUCUACGGCGCGAUGCUCUACUACGAGCUGCAGACGCAGCUGCGGAAAGCCGAGGCGGUGGCGCUCAAGUACCAGCAGCACCAGGAGUCCCUCUCCGCCCAGUUACAAGUUGUGUAUGAACACAGAUCAAGAUUAGAAAAAUCCUUGCAAAAGGAAAGACUUGAACAUAAGAAAGCAAAAGAAGAUUUUCUUGUUUAUAAAUUAGAAGCACAAGAAACACUAAAUAAAGGAAGGCAAGAUUCCAAUAGCAGAUACAGUGCACUAAAUGUCCAACAUCAGAUGUUGAAAAGUCAACAUGAGGAGUUAAAGAAACAGCACAGUGACUUGGAAGAGGAACAUCGCAAGCAAGGGGAAGACUUCAGCAGAACAUUUAAUGACCAUAAGCAGAAAUACUUGCAGCUUCAACAAGAAAAAGAGCAAGAACUUUCUAAGCUAAAAGAAACUGUGUAUAAUUUGAGAGAAGAGAAUAGACAACUAAGGAAAGCACACCAAGACAUACAUACACAGCUUCAAGAUGUCAAGCAACAGCAUAAGAAUUUACUCUCCGAGCAUGAACAACUUGUAGUGACUUUGGAAGACCACAAGAGUGCACUAGCUGCUGCACAGACUCAAGUUGCAGAAUAUAAACAACUGAAAGAUACUCUGAAUAGGAUUCCAAGCUUUCGAAAACCUGAACCAGCAGAGCAGCAAAAUAUUACCCAGCUGGCACAUUCUCCACAAGGUUACAACACAGCAAGGGAGAAGCCAACAGGAGAGCCAACAGAGGUGUCUCGAAAUAGUGAUGUGUGGCAGAAGCAUGAAGCUGUUCCUAGAAGAACGGGAGAAACAAAACCUUACCCUCCCACCCAGAAGAAGGCUCCCACAGAGCCAAACCAGCAAGAAAUGGAGCCCAGAGAGCCUGAAGUGCAUCAGGUGGAAGAGGAGCACAGAAAGGCCCUGGAAGAGGAGGAGAUGGAGCAGGUUGGGCAAGCCCAACACCUCGAGGAGGAGCACGAUCCAUCACCAGAGGAGCAGGAUCAGGAGUGGAAAGAACAGCAGGAACAAAAAGAGGAAGCCAACCUUCUGGAAGGGCAUGCUGCUGCCGAGGUGUAUCCUUCAGCCAAGCCAGUUACCAAAUUCCGAUCACCUUAUGAGGAGCAGUUGGAACAGCAGAGACUGGCGUUGAGUCGGGCCGAGGAGGCGCAGCGGCUGCGAGAACACCAGGAAGCUUUGCACCAGCAGAGGCUGCAGGGACACCUGUUACGGCAGCGGCAGCAACAGCAACAGCAGCAGCAGCAGCAGCAGCAGCUGCUUCUGGCGAGAGAGGUGGCCCAGCAGAGGCAGGCUGAGCCCGAGGAAGGCCGGCAGCAGCACCAGGAGCAGCUACGGCAGCAAACUCAUUAUGAUGCUAUGGAUAAUGAUAUUGUCCAGGGAGCAGAGGACCAGGGAAUCCAAGAAGAGGAAGGAGGUGCCUAUGAAAGAGAAAACCAGCACCAAGAUGAAGCAGAAGGUAACAGACAAGAGCCUCGCGAACAAGGCCCCCAAGAGGCUGAGCCCGAAUCUGAGGCAGAUAGGGCAGCUGUAGAGGAUAUAAACCCAGCAGAUGACCCUAAUAAUCAAGGCGAAGAUGAAUUUGAGGAAGCCGAGCAAGUAAGAGAAGAAAAUUUGCCAGAUGAAAAUGAAGAGCAGAAACAAAUUAAUCAAAAGCAAGAGAAUGCAGAAAUGGAGGAACAUUUGGUGAUGGCGGGAAAUCCAGACCAACAAGAGGAUAACGUUGACGAGCAGUACCAGGAGGAGGGAGAAGAGGAGGUCUUCCUGUGAGAGGGGAGAAAAGUGGUUCCCAAAUGCCAUUUAAGCACU
Galeopterus variegatus (Sunda flying lemur) is the source of this 1945-nucleotide messenger RNA. RefSeq names its product golgi integral membrane protein 4 (gene GOLIM4). Gene Ontology annotation, cellular component: Golgi apparatus; Golgi membrane. The record is from RefSeq and is a predicted model, not a curated record. The coding region runs from base 29 to 1906 and encodes 625 amino acids. The transcript is spliced from 15 exons. Lineage: Eukaryota; Metazoa; Chordata; Mammalia; Dermoptera; Cynocephalidae.